Molecule: messenger RNA, 1260 nt
Organism: Galendromus occidentalis (western predatory mite)
Lineage: Eukaryota; Metazoa; Arthropoda; Arachnida; Mesostigmata; Phytoseiidae
Exons: 3
Coding region: 1-1260 (419 amino acids)
Source: RefSeq, a predicted model, not a curated record
AUGUGGACGAGAGGUGACCCGCGCACGAUAGACUGCGUCUCUUCGUGGUCAGCUCGUGUUGUGACGUUCUAUCAUUCCGUCGAAGAUGAUGGGAGCGCAACCCGGAACGACGGGAACGAGGAGGAAAAACUGGUCAACAAGGAGAUUCUCACGAAGUUCCCGGUUCUCAAUCAUUUCAUGCCCGUUCUGCUAUCUCUGCAAGCUUUGGGCGUUGCAUUCGAUGACGAGCGCCUCUCAUCAACGACAAAAUUAUACAUGCGAAUCUGGCGGGCCGUCGUGUGGUUUACUUUCCUGGCGUAUCUUGUGAUAUUCAUUUACUUCCUGAUAUUCUCCAAGGAGCAAUCCAGGAACAGUCUCAGAAGUGAAGUCUACCGUCUGGAGGUCGUCGAUACGAUCAUGGUGUUUGUGGCGGCAGUUUCCGCGAAUUUCUUGCACAACUUCCAAAAGAUAUCGUUCUUGAAAAUCGUGCACACACUUAACGAAAUGGGAACGCAGAGUCAAAUUGGAGCGCAGUCAGAUUUCGAGGGCACCAGGUGCUUCCUCAUGAGUCUGAUGAACCUGCUUUGUCAUAUGAGCGGUGCUGUGAUCUACCUGGUGUACGAAAACCCUCGACAGAACCCGUGGAGCUGCUGUGAAUCGGUUAUUCGGAUGCUAUUAAUCAGCACAACUUUGCUACUUCAGGUGAUUUCGGCUGGCGAGAUCUGCUGGACCUUCACCCACUACGUCCGGGAGAUCAAUCGACUUCUGAUGCGCCGGGUGAAUCUGCGUAUCCUGCUUGACAUGAGAGUCUGUUACACCAGAAUGAUUGCGACAGUCCGUGAUAUCAACCGCAUCUAUACCAUGCCCGUGGGGAUAGUCUUCAUCCAUGCGGCGCUCCGCGCUAUCAGCACUCUGAAGCUCUUUCUACGGGAAUAUCCUGAAGUGAGCGCCGUCGUAGUGGUGUGGACUGUUUACGAAAUUACGAUUCUAUUGUGUUUGAUCGUCAUGUGCGAGGCGUCGAAUGCACUGCGGAUCACCGGCACGGCGACUGCAUCGUUGGUCACGGAACGAAUUUCGGAGUAUCGCGAUGCGCCUCAACAGAUGUCCCUCUUGGUUCAGUCAUUGAAAAGGCAGAAGCUGCAACUGAGACUUUUCGGCUUCAUAUCGCUUUCGCGUUUGACGUGUUUGACAUAUUUCCUGCUCCUGAUUGUCAGCACAUCGGUGAUUGUUUUGCGAGAUAAGAACAUGGUUUCCGGGAUCGCUGGCUUCAUUUCGGCGUGA